AAGACUCCAGGAUUUGGGGUCUGCCUCAUCCCUUGUCACCGGGAGUCUGUUUUUCUGAGUGACUUGCCAGUUCUCCCCGGCUGGCCAUCCUCACAGUGGCUCUGACAGCAACCGGAGAGGCAGCUGAGGGAUCCUGGCUGAUCCGCAGUCCAGCCUCUUGCUUCGCACUGCUGCACCAUGAAAAUCCUGUUUAGUGACGUUCUGCUGCUCAGCCUGCUCUCCAGCGUGUUCAGCAGCUGUCCCAGGGACUGUCUCACCUGCCAGCAGAAGCUCCGCCUGGACCCAGACAGCUUCAACUUGAAGGUGUGCAUCCUCCAGUGUGAAGAAAAGGUCUUGCCCAGUCCUCUCUGGACUGGAUGUGCCAAAGUCAUGACCAGCGGCUCUGGGCAGCUCAGCCCUGCUGACCCAGAGCUCGUGUCGGCGGCUCUUUACCAGCCAAAAGCCUCGGAGAUGCAGCAUCUGAAGCGAAUGCCCCGGGUCAGGAGCUUGGUGCAAGCGACAGAGACCGAGCCCGGCACAGAUGAUGCCGAGCAGGUGGAGCAGAAGCAGCUGCAGAAGAGGUUUGGGGGCUUCACUGGGGCCCGGAAGUCAGCCCGGAAGUUGGCCAACCAGAAGCGGUUCAGUGAGUUUAUGAGGCAGUACCUGGUCCUGAGCAUGCAAUCGAGCCAGCGCCGGCGCACUCUGCACCAGAAUGGCAUCCAGGUGAUCCCCCGAACAGCAUGUGUCCACGCCCAGCCCUGCCGGCCGGGAGUCAGGAUUCCUUCUUCCCUGAGGCACUGAGUACCCACAGCACCUCCCUGCCCAGUCGUUACCCUCUUCCCCACGGCAUGUUUCACCACAACCCUGUUGCUACAUCAGAGUGUAUUUUUGUAACUCCUCCAGCUAACAUUUUAACGGCCCCACCUCCUCGGGCAUCUUCUGCCCUCUCGCAGGGCCAGGUGAGAGGAACAUGAAGUCAGACCUGGGGUUUUGCCUCGUCACUGCCAUAAUCUGUUUGUAAAAGAGCUGUUCUUUUUGACCGGUCGUUUGAACACAGCUCUCUCCAUUAAACUUCUAC
This is a messenger RNA of Peromyscus leucopus (white-footed mouse), 1057 nucleotides long. RefSeq names its product prepronociceptin (gene Pnoc). Bases 178 to 780 code for a protein of 200 amino acids. The record is from RefSeq and is a predicted model, not a curated record. NCBI's taxonomy places the organism in Eukaryota, Metazoa, Chordata, Mammalia, Rodentia, Cricetidae. Gene Ontology annotation, biological process: neuropeptide signaling pathway; chemical synaptic transmission; sensory perception. Gene Ontology annotation, cellular component: dendrite; neuronal cell body; axon terminus. The transcript is spliced from 4 exons. Gene Ontology annotation, molecular function: opioid receptor binding.